UAAACAAGCAUGGCUGAAGCAAACGAAGAAAUUUCAGAAUUUCCAGGCGAUUCUAAGCGAAAGAAAAAGUUUCUCAAGAAAAAGAAGGCUGUAAUCGAAGUCCCUGAAGGCUGGAGCGAACCAAAAUUCACGAAAGAUGAUAAUCCACACGGAAUGCUGGCGGAGAGCUCCUUCGAAAUCAAAUUUCCUCAGUACAGAGAACCCUACAUUAAAGAGUGCUGGCCCUUGGUUGUUAAAGUGUUAAAGGACCACUUACUAGCUGGAGAGCUGGAUUUAGUCGAGGGUAUCAUGACUGUCAAAACAACCAGAAAAACAUGGGAUCCCUACAUCAUCAUUAAAGCAAGAGACUUUUGUAAACUGAUGGCGCGAAGCGUGCCGUUUGAACAUUCCGUUAAAAUAAUGGAGGAUCGCUAUGGAUGUGACAUCAUCAAAAUUUCAACGUAUGUGAGAAAUAAAGAACGCUUUAUCAAAAGACGUGACAGACUUAUUGGCCCUGAUGGUGCUACGCUUAAAGCUAUUGAACUUUUAACGGACUGUUACAUCUUAGUUCAAGGUCGUACAGUUUCAGUGAUUGGUCCGUACGGAGGGUUGAAUGACGUACGUGACAUCGUGGAGCAGACGAUGUUAAACACGCAUCCAGUUUACACGAUUAAACGCUUAAUGAUAAAACGUGAACUAAUGAAACAUCCAGAACUUCGAAAUGAAAAUUGGGAACGAUUCAUGCCCCAGUUUAAGAAGAAGAACCAUCAGAAGAAAAUGAAAGUAGAAUUUAAGAAGAAAGAGUACACUCCCUUCCCUCCUCCAAUGCCGGAAUCAAAGAUUGAUCAACAACUAGCGUCCGGAGAAUAUUUCUUAAACGAAAAACAGAAAGGAAUUAAGAAAAUGAUGGAAAGAAAAGAAAAAGAUAAAAAGGCGAAACAGCGCCAGCAAGAAAAACGACGAGCUGAUUUCAAUCCUCCAGAGGAAGUUUCAGUGCCAAAGAAGAAACAGAAAUAUGAAGCAUCAAGCUCUAAGAGCAGUGUGGAUGUGGCUGCUUUGAAGAAAAAAGUCAAAAAGGCUCAAAGAAAAUAAUUGAGUGUUCUGUGUAAUUUUGUUUUCAGAUUUUUGUUGCUUAGAAAAUAAUUGGAUAACACUAUAUUAUAAUAUUUUUUAAGAUUUGAAUGAAAUAUGUUGUAAAUAUUGUAUUGUCAUGUAUUAAUGAUAUAAAAUUGCUGCCAUUUC
Lottia gigantea (owl limpet) is the source of this 1221-nucleotide messenger RNA. RefSeq lists its product as hypothetical. Gene Ontology annotation, molecular function: RNA binding. Gene Ontology annotation, cellular component: small-subunit processome; nucleolus. NCBI's taxonomy places the organism in Eukaryota, Metazoa, Mollusca, Gastropoda, Lottiidae. The record is from RefSeq and is a predicted model, not a curated record. The transcript has a single exon. The coding region runs from base 10 to 1071 and encodes 353 amino acids.